AUGGCAGAAGAUACACCGGACUUUCAAUCACUCCAAGAUGAAGUUCAAGCUGCUCUUGUGUCAACCAUCAAAACUGCCGGUUACAUAUCAACGGAAGAUCUCGGUUUUCAUCGAUCAUUGAAUCCCGAGGUGGGAAGUGCUCUCGACGAACAGAAUGCGCGUUUACUUGCGCUUGCCAAUGACUUGCUCAAAUCUGCAGGUACCGUCUCAGGCCUUCGUGUACCAAUUUUAGAAGAUGCCGACGAUGUGGACAACAAUUGGCGCAGUGUCGUGGAUGUUGUGGAUUCCUUACUCGAAAAGACCGAUACUUGUCUCGAUGAAUAUACAGGUAUUAUCAAAAGGAAACUAGUCGAAGAGCCUUCUGCGACAUCAAAAUCCCAAAGAAAGUUCCUUGAUAACUCACUCCGUACACAAAACCUGGUGAAGCCUCAACUCGCAUUCGAGAUGAAACCUGACAAUGAGGAUACAUCACCAUGGCUACCUCUUCUCAAAACUAAACCACAUGCGAAGGUACCGUUAGAGGAUAGUCUUGGUAUGAUUACAAACGAUUACGACCAGAAACAGUACAGACAUCCUUACGAAACGGAAAUUUUACAAUUACAAUAUCCAAGUGCUAUGUUUGAGAAGGCAGAACCAAUAAAUUAUCUACCGGUUGAGAGUACAUCUGCGACAUUUGUUGAUACCUACGAGGGUGUCCUGGAGAUGCUAGAGGAGCUGAAAGGUGCUAAGGAAAUCGCGGUCGACUUGGAGCAUCAUGAUACUCGUUCAUAUGUUGGUCUCGUAUCUUUGAUGCAAAUCAGUACCCGCGAAAAAGAUUGGAUCGUGGAUACCCUCAAGCCAUGGAGGCAACAGCUUCAAGUACUUAAUGAAGUUUUCGCUGAUCCAUGUAUAAUCAAGGUUUUCCAUGGUGCUUACAUGGAUAUCGUAUGGCUCCAACGAGAUCUUGGGCUCUAUGUCGUUGGGUUGUUCGAUACACAUUACGCAUGUAGAAGGUUAGGAUUAGCUGGAGGAAGCUUAGCUUUCUUAUUGAAGAAGUAUAUUGAUUUUGAUGCCGACAAAAAAUACCAGUUAGCAGACUGGCGAAUCAGGCCACUUCCGGAAGAAAUGUUCUUUUAUGCUAGAGCCGACACACAUUUCCUUCUCUAUAUUUUUGACAAUUUACGGAAUGAGUUAAUUGACGCGUCUAACACUGAAACACCUGAAACAAAUCCAAUGGAGACAGUCCUGGAAAAGUCCAAAGAGACUUCGUUACUCCGAUAUGAGCGACAGGUAUACAAUGCAGAAUCUGGAAAAGGACCGGGAGGAUGGUUUUCACUAAUAUACAAAACGCCUGCUCUCUUAAGUAGCGAGCAAUUCGCAGUUUUCAAAGCUGUACACGCCUGGAGAGAUCAGAUAGCAAGAAAGGAUGAUGACAGCAUAAAUUUUGUCAUGUCGAAUUCUGUUGUUAUUAACCUAGCCAAGUUCAUGCCCAUGGACAUGAUAGCCUUACUGAGCAUCAUUCGACCUAUAUCAUACAGUGUAAAAUCACGCACUCAAGAACUGCUAGAAAUCAUCAAGGCGGCAAAGGAAAAUGGAAAAGAUGGUCCAAAGAUGAUAGAUGUCCUCAGACGAUCACCAGGUGCGGCCGGUAGCCCAGGAUCUAACACCGGAGCAAAAAUUACAUCGGAAAAGACAUCUAAACUCGACGUAACGCCCGUUGACAAAACCGAACUUACAACCGAGACAUCUUCCUUUUGGGGAGGUGCAUUUGGAAGCAGUAUCUGGGAACCUUCAACCACAACCCCCGAUCAAGAUAGCAUGAGACUUGCAAUCCCCCUACCUCAGCUCUCAGAAGAAGUUUUCGCCUCGUCAACCACACCCCUUGCCGAUCGAUCCCGUCUCGCCAUACCCGAAGCCCCAACACCGAUCCCUAGCAAAACAAAAGACGAAGCUUUCGUUCUUAAACGUGGCUCUAAAAGAAAGAGCGAGACCAUUACUGACCCGGAUGAAGAUCAGGAGGUCACCGACAAAUAUGACAUAACCCUCGACUACAGCCCAGUCGCGGAGAAAGAAAGACAACAAGGCAAAGCCGAAGUUUUAGCUGAAAGCGCAGAACGUAGAGCGGCGUAUAAAGCGGAACUUAAAGCGGAUAAAAAGUUGAGAAAACAGCAGAAAAAGGAAGAAGCGAUGAAAAUCGAAUCUGAAAAGGUAGCCAAAGAUGCAGAGGAAGAACCAGAAGAACAUGUAGAGGAAGAAGAUUUUGAUUACAGUAAGGCGGAUUCGGUACUCAAUUCUAAGAAACAAAAGAUAGAGAAAGGUGGAAAGGGUGGAAAGGCAAAGAAGGAUAAACCAUUCGAUCCGUACCAGAAGAGUAUGAAUGCGGCGAAGGGGAUGGGAAGAGUGCAGACUGGGGAGAGGGGUGGUAGGAGUGCUACUUUUAAGAAGUGA
Molecule: messenger RNA, 2427 nt
Organism: Sclerotinia sclerotiorum 1980 UF-70
Lineage: Eukaryota; Fungi; Ascomycota; Leotiomycetes; Helotiales; Sclerotiniaceae
Exons: 5
Coding region: 1-2427 (808 amino acids)
Biological process (GO): exonucleolytic trimming to generate mature 3'-end of 5.8S rRNA from tricistronic rRNA transcript (SSU-rRNA, 5.8S rRNA, LSU-rRNA); histone mRNA catabolic process; TRAMP-dependent tRNA surveillance pathway
Cellular component (GO): nuclear exosome (RNase complex); nucleolus
Molecular function (GO): 3'-5'-RNA exonuclease activity; nucleic acid binding; nucleotide binding
Source: RefSeq, a predicted model, not a curated record